This is a messenger RNA of Gopherus flavomarginatus (Mexican gopher tortoise), 773 nucleotides long. It is a transcript of the gene NCBP2AS2, whose product is annotated as NCBP2 antisense 2 (head to head). The record is from RefSeq and is a predicted model, not a curated record. The transcript has a single exon. Bases 161 to 454 code for a protein of 97 amino acids. Lineage: Eukaryota; Metazoa; Chordata; Testudines; Testudinidae.
AGCAGCCAAUCCCUGAGGGGAUUGUGUCUUGUCUAUCUUCUAUUGGCUUCCUCAGCCUAAGGCUAUUCAGCCAAUCACAGCGCUGGAUUCCACACGUGAUGCGGAUCUUCCUCCCUGCUUGCGGCUGUAGCCGUCGUGUCGCAGGGUCCGCUGCCGAGAGAUGGUGCUGCGGCGCUUGCUCUUCACGCUGCUCAACAACCCGCGGCUCAUCGAGAAGCUGUCGGAGUCGCGGCCGAUCCGGGUGGCGGCCCAGGUCACUGCCUCGGCCCUGACCCGGGCCCAGCUCGGGGGUCGGGCGGCGGCGCGGCGCCUGCUGCGGGAAGGGGGCCUGGCCCGCCUGCGGGAGACCUUCCUGCGUGAGAUAAAGGAUGGGGUUCGGGCCCGGGCCCGGGCCCAGGACUGGCCCCGACCUCCUGGGAACAGGCGGGACGGGAGCGGACGCGGAAGCCAGUGAGAGGGCGGGGAGAGAGCGAUUCAAGCCCGCGGACCUUCCAGCGAUGGACGGCGGAUUUGCUCUUCCGCAGCCCCACCAAGGAUCUGCGGCCAGGAGAGCUACGAGGAGGCAGCGCCGAGCCAGGACCCGUUCGCCCCACCCGGACCGUAGUUUCUCUCGCCAGCGCAGGAGUAGCCGGCAGCGUUGAGCCCACCCAACUCCGUGCGCUGGGUCACACUCAGUAACCAGGAUCUGCUUCCUUCGCUGCCCGUGAUAUUCGCGCUGUCUGCACAAGCAGUUCUCCUCAGCGUGCUGUAUUUAAAAUAAACACGUCUGCAUA